This is a messenger RNA of Stegastes partitus (bicolor damselfish), 1546 nucleotides long. It is a transcript of the gene cunh7orf25, whose product is annotated as chromosome unknown C7orf25 homolog. Bases 147 to 1400 code for a protein of 417 amino acids. The transcript has 2 exons. The record is from RefSeq and is a predicted model, not a curated record. Lineage: Eukaryota; Metazoa; Chordata; Actinopteri; Pomacentridae.
UUCUAUAUAGUGACGUGAUCGCGGUGUUCCAGCUGAGCCGCAGAAGAAGAAGGAGGACCUGGCCGUUAGCAUUAGCAUCGCUUUCAGCUGUGCAGGUAGCAGACACCUGCGGUCCACACGUCACUGUCGCCGUCAUCCUCGGAGACAUGUCCCUCCAGGAGACGCUGCAGCAGAGGAUAAGCUCCGCCCAGGUGCUGCUGCAGCGGGCGGAGCAGCUGUGUCCAGGUGUGGAGGGUCACCUGAAGCUGUGCGGUAAGCUGCGUUCUGAGCUGCGAUUCUUGCGGCGGGUGGAGUCGGGCGAGCUGCAGGUCAAAGAGUCUCACCUGCACAGCACCAACCUGACCCACCUGACUGCCAUCGUGGACUCCGCCCACAGCCUGGAGGAUGUGGUGGCGCUGCUGCACGUCUUCACCUACCAGGACUCCUCCGGCCGGCGCCGCACGCUGGUGGUGGACGUGGUGGCGAACGGCGGACACACCUGGGUGAAGGCUGUGGGCAGAAAGGCGGAGGCGCUUCACAACAUCUGGCAGGGGCGGGGCCAGUAUGGCGACAAGAGCAUCAUCCGGCAGGCGGAGCUCUUCCUGCAGGCCAGCCGCCAGCAGCCGGUCCACUACCGCCACCCGCACGUUGUGUUCGCCUUCUACAACGGCGUCUCCUGCCCCAUGGCCGACCGCCUCCGAGACAUGGGCGUGUCCGUCCGUGGUGACAUCGUGGCCGUCAACACCUUGGUGACCGAGGAGGACGGCGAGGAUGGCGAGGAGGAAGAGGAGGAAGAGGAGGACGACGAACCAGCUGACGACAGCGACGACGAAGAGGCUGCUGCAGGGCUGACGCAGGUGGACCGUGGCACGGUGGUGGCCAGUCUGGCUUUUCCGGCAAACGUGCAGGUGGAGGAGUGUCGGCGGGCGAACCUCGACAUCACCACCCUCAUCACGUACGUGUCAUCGCUGAGUCAUGGCCGCUGCCACUUGGCCUUCAGGGAGCCGGUGCUGACCGAGCAGGCCGCGCAGGAGCGCCGGCAGCAGGUGCUGCCGCAGCUUGACGCCUUCAUGGCGGGAAAGGAGCUGUUUGCCUGCCGUGCUGCCAUCCACGACUUCCAGGUUAUCUUGGAUACGCUGGGCGGGCCAGGCGAGAAGGAGCGCGCUCAGAAACUGCUCGCCCGCCUCCACGUGGUCGACGAUCGGCCGUCGGAGCGCACGCUGCGCCUCACGCCCAGCGCCAAGGUCAACCACCGCUCGCUCAUGAUCUUUGGCACAGGAGACUCCCUGAGAGCUGUUACCAUGACGGCCAACAGCCGCUUUGUCAGGGCGGCGGCCAAUCAGGGCGUCCGCUACAGCGUGUUUAUCCACCAGCCUCGAGCGCUGACGGAGGGCAAGGAGUGGAGGGCCACGCCUGUCUGAAAUGGCCACGCCCAUCAGAGGAGGCCACACCCACUCAGAGACUUUUUGUGCAGGGGCUGGUGAGAGUUUGAGUUGUACAAGUCACCUGAUCAGCUGCUGUUUCUGUUGAUGAUCAAUAAUCAAAGAUCAAUAAAGCAUCUCAGGCA